UAAAAAAAAAAAAAAAAAAAAAACGAAAUAGUCUCUAAUACGUCCUGCUGCUAAGACUACUGUUAUUACCACAAAAAAAAAAAACCGCAAACAAAAAAAAACGGCUUUUCUCAUUGAAAUGCCAAUACGAAAACUGCUGUUGCUUGUAAUCGUGGUGUUCACCAGCGCAGCAGCAGAAAGACAGAAUGUCGUCUCUUUGGAGGCUGCAAUGAGUAAGUUCACUUUCUGCCACCUAACACGGGCCUCGUCCUCCAAAACCGGUCUCAGAUACCUCAACUUCCUGAGCCGACCGGUCGGGGGCCAGUCUGGGGCGCUUGUACUAUACCAGAGUACCUGGGACAAUUCUCACCGGCUCCAGGAGUGCGUCAGCACCGAUGAGCCGGUCCUCACGAAGACCUACCUUUCUUACUGCCAAGAGGGGCUCCAGACGAACUCCACUUUCACAAACAGACCGGAGAUCCUGCAGGACGCCCGUUCUCUGGUUGAACCCACCAGCCCGUGUGUCAGCAGUGCUUUGCCAGAGAAUGACGCCGAACCUGCCCGGCGAGAGAGGAGGGCUGCGGCGGCUGGAGAAUUGGUGCACAAGCCCCCUGAGGAGAGUUCCGGGGAUUCAAAUCCCAGGAGUGGAGACACAGCGCGGAGGAAAAAGCGAGCGUGGAUCGUACCCGGGACUCUUUGGUGUGGAAGAGGAACUGCAGCGCAAAACUUCACUGACUUAGGGGUCUUUGACCAGGCAGACCAGUGCUGCAGAGAACACGACCACUGUAAAGAGACGAUAUCAGCAUUCAAAAUAAAAUAUGGGAUCUUCAACCAUCACCUGUACACUCUGUCCCACUGCGAGUGUGACCAACAGUUCAGACAGUGCCUGUUUGGUGUGAACGAUACCAUCGCUAAUCUGGUUGGGUAUGGCUUCUUCAACGUCAUUAAGAUGUCCUGCUUCGUCUUCGAACCCAAAGUACAGUGCACCCGGAUGUACUGGUGGGGUGGGUGUAAGAAAAAACAGAAAGCACCUUUCGCCGUCCUCCGUCCUGCCACACCGUACAAUGUCACUCACCCUGCAGAGGAGGAGACGGACAUGGGCUGGAGACCCAAAUCCAAAUCAGAAUCGGGCACCAGGGGCAGCCAAGGGGCCUCCCCCAAGACAAUCGGCACCACAGAGCCACCUAGUGGGGGGAAGCAAGCCUCCAAACCACCCCGCAGGACAACCCCAGGCCACGAGCGCAAGCAGAAGCAGGGCAAGAGGGGGCAAAACCAAGGACACGCAGGGGUGGUGGGAGAGUCCAAAGUGACAGGGAACAGUGGGGGUAAAAAUCCCCUUUUGGAAAGUACCACAUUGCCAGACAACAGAGGAGACAAAAAUACAGUUUUGGAAGAGUCCACAACGGUAGUGAACAGAGGGGGGGAAACCACCACACCGGAAGGUCCAGAGUUGCCAGGAAGUGGAAGGGGAGACACCCCAGAAAGAGGUCAUUGGCUGUCGGGUCACAGGUCAGAGAAUGCCCUGCCCGUGGUUAACCCUUUGUUUCCUGGUGAAGAUAACCAUGAAUCUGAUGGUAUGAGGCUCAACAGACCACCCCCUGUGAGGGUGGUACCCGAGGGACACUAUAAAUCCCAGAGCUGUAACUGUUACAAGCGCUUGGAUCAGUGCAAACACAAAAUCAGCCCUCACGAGGAGAGAUUCCAGCUGCAGAACACAGAGGCCAAGACACUGUACCACUGCGACUGCACACGCAGGUUGGCACAGCGUCUGCGCAGGAUGAGGGAGCCCAACUCAGUGGAGUCUCUGCUCUACAGCUUCGUCUCCUUGUCCUGUUUUGACCUGCGAGAGCGAGAGGAGUGUGACCAGGAGGGCCGGUGCACCACACAGCAAACUGCUGUCCUUUCAAGGGCGAGACACCUCCGUAAAGUCCUGAAGACUCGGCGGAGCGCUGAGGGGAAGGAGCGGGUCGAGGGAGCCCCCAAAGUGAAGAGACGGGCCACCAGCAUGCCCAGGCCAGUUCCACUGUACGACAGGUGUCUGAAUAUGGUCGACUCCAGACUGAAACCAGAAUUACUCACAGCCACCACAGACUGGAAUAUCUCAAAAGGGAGCAGACAUUAAUCCAUCACUUUUAAAUAGAGGCAUUACAUGCCUUUCUAACUCUUCAGGGUGUUGACAUUUGGCGCCCCCUUCUGGAGCAGGGUACAUGUUGGAAAGCCAGUUUUUUGCUUAAGUUACAUCCCUUUUUCUAAAUGCAAAACACGAAUACAACAGUGAAUGUUCAUUUAAGUAAUUUCGAGUUGACAGGUUGUAUUUGCUUUCAGGAGAUAAGGCGCACAUCCUGUACUGAAGCAAAAAACGCUUUUCAGAAUCCUAACUAUAAGUAUUACAAAGUUGCAACCAUUGCUAACUUAAGUGUGCCGUUCAUGAAAACGUUUGUUAUAUGGUCCAUAUCAGACAACUGGCAAGCCUGUGACGUUUGAUGAUCAAACUUCUGACUGAUCCAUCACUAGAGAAAUGUUGGCCAUAAUGGCCAGCUUAUUUAUUGUACAGAGUGUAUAUUUUGUAAAGUUUUCUUAAUUUUAAAAUCAUGUUUAUGAUAGAAGUAUAGAUGUUAUAUUGCAUUUUGUUUUUGUAAUUUUGGUUUCUUUUUUUGUGACAGCUGUAUUAUAAGUCUGAUUAGUUAUUGAUGACAUGAGCAGGGGAGUGUACAGAUUAAUUUAUAGGUGCCUGUGGAUUUUGUAUAUAGCUCAUUGAAUACAAAGGGAGUGGAUUGUUUACCUGUCUAGAGUGAAGUCUAAUAAAGUAAGUGUUUGUAAGAUCCUUGUGUCUAUGUCUUGUGUCUCUAUAAAGGUCACACAGAAUGUCAUGGUGCUGUCCAGGUGUCUAUGCUGUGGUCUUAUUCACUGUAAUAAUACCACACAUUAUAGACUUGUUUAUAAUGCCAACAGUUCCAAAGGAAGUGGGGAUUAAUGCUAUUUUACUGUAAGUCAAUGAAUACAGAAGACCUUCCCAUUAUAUUAAUUCAAGCAGCCAUUAAAAAAAAAAAAAAAAUCACAUUGACUUGUUUGCAGCAUUUCUGACUCUAUCUUGCAAUGAUUCAAAUACUUUGGUAAAUCUGUGCAGUAAUCUGCAUAACCUUUGUAUGAAUAGUGGUAAAGACACCAAUACUGUUACAUGUGUAAACUAGUUUCUGCGUCUCUUUCUUGGUGUUUUUACAUAUGAAAAUAUUCUGUAUAGGUACAGUUCUGAGCUACAGGUUUGGCUUAUGAUUAGCAGAGUGCGAGUGCGAGUCUGUGUGUGUCAGUGUGACUGUUGGGAGCUAAAGAAAGGAUGCUUUACUUGCACUUCUGUGUUAUUGUGGGCAGAUGUUUCAAAUGCUUCAUCUGGCUUUGCCCACAUUUGCAGAAGGGCUUGUUCCCUUUGUGGUGUGGAGCCUGCAUUGUGCUUCCAUGUUCUGGUUACACUGACUUCUACCCAAGAUUUUCAAAUCCAAUUCCUCAAUUCACAAAAGUGAAGAACUCAGCACAAUAAAGGAGAACCAGUAAUAAUGUUAAUAAAGCAAAUAAGAGGUCUCAGUUUUAAAGUAUUGGUACAGAUCUUCUAGCUUGCAGCAUGAUGUAAGCGAGAUUCCUAAUUUAUAGAGGCACUCCCACACACACCCGAGGCACCACAUCACCCAGCUUCACAGAAUAUGAAAGCGAUCGUACUGAUUAGGUUAUUAUCCCUCGGGGAGGGGGAAGGGGAAGGGGAAGGGGAAGGGGAAGGGGAAGGGGAAGGGUAUGUGUAAGUGUAUCACACUUCAGUUUUUGGAUCUAUAGAGAUCCAGUUAUCAGCUUGCUGUGAUUGGUACACACAUUGCUUAACAUAAUAUAAGAAACUUGGUCGUGAAGUUGCUUAGCUUGUGGAUUUCUGCCUUUUACAAAGUUGGAAAGACCUUGGUGUUUAGGAAUUUCCCUACAGGCCAAGCACAGUUUAUACUACAUACUGUAGACCAGCAGUAUGUUAGAUAUAGUUUAGACUAUUGUUAAAUGAACGCUUUGUUUGGGCACAAGUUAUUAAUUCUAGCAUAUUGAA
Messenger RNA from Polyodon spathula (Mississippi paddlefish), 4057 nucleotides. RefSeq names its product group 3 secretory phospholipase A2-like. Bases 119 to 2101 code for a protein of 660 amino acids. Gene Ontology annotation, biological process: phospholipid metabolic process; arachidonate secretion. The record is from RefSeq and is a predicted model, not a curated record. NCBI's taxonomy places the organism in Eukaryota, Metazoa, Chordata, Actinopteri, Acipenseriformes, Polyodontidae. The transcript is spliced from 6 exons. Gene Ontology annotation, molecular function: A2-type glycerophospholipase activity.